This is a messenger RNA of Python bivittatus (Burmese python), 884 nucleotides long. RefSeq names its product heat shock protein family B (small) member 6 (gene HSPB6). Lineage: Eukaryota; Metazoa; Chordata; Lepidosauria; Squamata; Pythonidae. The record is from RefSeq and is a predicted model, not a curated record. Gene Ontology annotation, cellular component: cytoplasm; nucleus. Gene Ontology annotation, biological process: negative regulation of apoptotic process; protein refolding; response to heat. Gene Ontology annotation, molecular function: structural constituent of eye lens.
CUCCGCUGCUGUUCCCUCCUGCGUCAUGGACAUCGCCAUCCACCACCCCUGGUUCCGCCGGACCAUGGGCUUCCCUUCGCUUUUCCCGCCUCGCCUUUUCGACCAGAGGUUCGGAGAGGGGCUGCUGGAGUCCGACCUGAUGUCGGCCACCCUCUGCCCGUAUUACAUGCGCUUUCCAAGCGUGCCAGUGCCGACCGUGCCGGACACGGGGCUCUCGGAGAUGAAGCUGGACAAGGAUAAGUUCUCUGUCUUGCUGGAUGUCAAGCAUUUUUCACCAGAGGAGAUAAACGUGAAGGUGGUAGGCGACUACAUUGAAGUACACGCCAAGCAUGAGGAACGUCCGGAUGAACACGGCUAUAUCUCCCGUGAAUUCCACCGUCGCUACAUGGUCCCCAAGGGGGUUGAUCCAGGAGCUCUCACCUCUGCCUUGUCUCCAGAUGGGGUGCUCUCCAUCACUGCCCCCACUAAAACCCCCGCACUGGAACGGAGCAUUCCCAUCACGCGCCAAGAGAAGCCAGCUGUCACUGGAAAAUAAGAGGGAAACCUCCUGGCCCAGCAUCCUUUAUGUGUCCCCCCCCUCCCCUUAGAUAACAGCAUUGUGAGCUUGGGCUCCCCUUGCUUGUAGGUACAAGGUUGUUCACUCUUAAGCCUUUAAGGAAGUGACAUUCCUUUCCUACCCUCCUAAUUCAUACUGGGAUGCUGACAGCAAAGACUGUGUUGUCUUAACAUUUCAGUCCAUAUCCUGGAGAAGACAGGGCCAUUUUCUUCCUCUGGCUAGGAGUAUCCUUUCCUUUGCAGGCUUACUUUAUACCACUCUUCACGUUGAACUUAUUUCCUUGUAUAAAUACACAUUUGCAAUAAAGUGCUUUUUUGCUUAAAAGCUA